Messenger RNA from Klebsormidium nitens, 1343 nucleotides. Lineage: Eukaryota; Viridiplantae; Streptophyta; Klebsormidiophyceae; Klebsormidiales; Klebsormidiaceae. The record is from the annotation of a GenBank genome assembly.
AUUAGAUUGACGGCAUACGCAGCUGGCCCGCUCAGCGCGCGUGUGGAAUCUGCAAGCGAAGCGUGACAGAGAGCAGGUGGAAGCAAGCUCAAAAUGGUGAUGGUGGUUCUUCUCAAGCCGACAGUUUCUGAGGGGAGCGCAGGAUCUCGUUGUGUACGUGAAGGUCAGGGUCUGUUUUUGGAGGCAUGUACCUAUGACCAAUGGGGCAAUGCAGUCUUUUUCUUUGCAGGCGGACUCAGUCAAUGCGAGCAGCUGGACUGGAAGUCUGGAAGUUAUAUUGAGAUGUGAUGCGUUUACUUGCAAGCUGCAGAGACCUUGAGGGGUGGAAGAAGCCCAAUGUUGGUAGACGAGGUUCCAUUGAGCACUUCAUCGAUCUUUGGAACAGCUUGCUCAGAGCGUCUGUUUUACAGCGGGCACCUGCCCUUUCUCCUUCUUGAGUCUUGACUGUAGAGUCCCUGAUAUAUUCUACUCAACAGGCCUGUUCAACACCCUCGCUUAGCAUGUCUGCUGAAAAAAACAAAUGAAGGACGCUUGUUCUCUGUUUGACAAUCUCUAGAAAGCCCCACCAUCAUUCAAAGGCAGGUUGAAGGCAUACAUUGAAAGAGCACGGAGUUGAAGGAUUGCAUUCGCUGAAUAGCAGGCUGCCGCAGAAACGAGAUGAAAGCUUGUUAGGCCCCUCAACGUCGCUUGUACUGGAAGACUCACAUCACCGAAGUCAUGGCUCAGCCUACUGGCAAAGCACAGAUUGGCGCCGGGGCCCUUGGGACCAGCACUCUUCAGGCGGCCCUGCAGAAGCAGCGGAAUCUGCAGCAGCGGGUGGACUCCGACUUGAAUAGUCUGGUGGAGAACUUCAGCAACAUGGUGGCAGCGUGCAAAGUCCAGGAUCAGACACGGAACACACAGGAAGCUUUUCAGAUCGAUGUCCACGUUGCGAAGAUUACACAAGCUGCGGAGUCCCUGCUCGAUGUUGUGAGUGAGCUGAAGCAGAGUGCAAUUUUCAGUAACUUUGAAGCACGUAAUGAUCAGGUGGCAGCGAAUAAUCUCAAGUACGAAGAGAAGGCUGCCUCUGACGCGAAAACAGUCGAAAGGCUUCGCAUAGUUAUUGAAGAAGCUCACACACUUUCGCAAAGUCGAAGACGUGAAAAUCAUGUGUUGAAUCGUGAGUUGCAAAUAGUAAGGGACGCUGGUUGACACUGACAAAAGUAAAGCUGUCCUGUGCAGCAAAAUCGAUGCGUGCAAAUUCUAUGGUUUGUGGACAGCCUGCCAGCUAUUUGUUAACUCCACCAAGCGAGGGAAGAUUAAGUUGGCAACUAGUGCACUACACACCAUUCUAUGAAUCUUGA